GUCCUUCCUGGGGAAGAAAAAGGAUUCCCGUCCGGGUCGCAUUCCCUUUCCGACGGUGGCUGGCCGACGCAGCCCCAGGUCCAGAUUCCCGAACCAAACCCCCCCGAACUGGGUGUGGGGGAAGCAGCCAGACACCUCGGCCCGGGUUGCCGCUAAGACGUUUCGUGAUUGGUCACAACACGCGGGCGUUUCCCGUUUCGCCCUGCGCGUGGCGCACGCACGAUUGAGCCACGACGCACGCGGCCCGAGGUUUAGGGAGGCCGGCCAGCAAGCCGAUCCGAAACGUUGCGUUGCGUCCCGCACCUUUCCCGUUCUGGGGCACGCGUGCCAACGCCGGUGCGGUGAGGGGCUUGGACUUGGAGUCGAGUCGUCGUCGGCGGCGCGGAGAGCUGAUCGAAUUCCACGCACUAGCUUGCGGAGUUGCAGGUGGCCACUAACUAGCCAGCCUGCCGCGGGCGGCGGGCGCGGAGACAGACCAUGGGGAGCCCGAACCAACGACACGGCGGUGGCGGUGGCAGCGACGAGGAGGGCGACGCCGGAUCGUGGCGUCUGCGCAUGGACAGCGGAGGCUUCAGCGUCCCGGACCGGUUCCACCGCCAGCCGCCGCCCUUCUACGCCAGGAUCUUCGUCGGCGGCUCGCACGGAAAGCAGAGGAAGAUCGCAAAGUACUACAAGAAACAAGAAAAUCUACUCAAGGAUUUCAGCGAAAUGGAGACCAUGAACGAACUUGGUGGCUUAGAUCCGAAUGCUGCUCCUUCCGAGGAAGAGCAGAAGCAGUUGGCAAAGAGCGAGAGGUUUGCUAUUAACCUGUCCAACGUAAUCAAUCUGAUCCUCUUUGUCACAAAAGUCGUCGCUUCAAUCCAAAGUUUAUCCAUGGCGGUUAUAGCGUCGACGCUGGAUUCUCUAUUGGACCUCCUGUCAGGGUUCAUACUUUGGUAUACGGCGUACAAAAUGAAAAAGCCCAACAAGUACAACUAUCCAAUUGGAAAGAGGCGCAUGCAACCAGUGGGAAUAAUAGUUUUCGCAUCAGUAAUGGGCACACUUGGCUUCCAAGUGCUGAUCGAAUCAGGGCGCCAGCUCAUAACUCAGGAGCACGCGAAUUUCGAGCUCAAGCAAGAGCUCUGGAUGGUCGGCAGCAUGUCCUCUGUUGCGGUCGUGAAGUUCUUCCUCAUGCUCUACUGCCGAACCUUCAAGAACGAGAUCGUGAGGGCCUACGCCCAGGACCAUUUCUUCGACGUGAUCACAAACUCGGUCGGCCUGGUCGCGGCGCUGCUCGCCGUCCGGUACAAAUGGUGGAUGGACCCAGUUGGCGCCAUACUGAUCGCCUUGUACACGAUCACGACGUGGGCGCGGACGGUGCUGGAGAACGUGGGCACGCUGAUCGGCAAGUCGGCGCCGGCGGAGUACCUGACGAAGCUGACGUACCUGAUCUGGAACCACCACGAGGAGAUCCAGCACAUCGACACGGUGCGAGCCUACACCUUCGGCACGCACUACUUCGUGGAGGUGGACAUCGUGCUCCCGGGCGACAUGCCGCUCAGCCAGGCGCACGACAUCGGCGAGUCGCUGCAGGAGAAGCUGGAGCAGCUGCCCGAGGUCGAGCGCGCCUUCGUCCAUGUCGACUUCGAGUUCACGCACCGGCCCGAGCACAAGGCCGAGGUCUGAGUGCGUCGUCACUUCAGACUCCAGAGCUCAGACCAGCUGUAAUGCUGCUGCAGAUUUGAGUUCAUAUGUUUUUAGUUCGUAAGACGAAUGCAAACAUCAUUUCAUGAGCCCACAACUCUUUUUAUAUGGGCAUCUAGAUGUUUUUUUUUGUCGUGUGAUAGAUCGUUACUUUGUAUGUAGACUGUUAUUUUUCUUAUAUAUAAAGAAAAGAAAAAUCCAACUACA
Messenger RNA from Sorghum bicolor (sorghum), 1890 nucleotides. Its product is annotated as metal tolerance protein 7-like. The record is from RefSeq and is a predicted model, not a curated record. NCBI's taxonomy places the organism in Eukaryota, Viridiplantae, Streptophyta, Magnoliopsida, Poales, Poaceae. Gene Ontology annotation, cellular component: membrane. Gene Ontology annotation, molecular function: monoatomic cation transmembrane transporter activity. The transcript has 6 exons. Gene Ontology annotation, biological process: monoatomic cation transport; transmembrane transport. The coding region runs from base 478 to 1665 and encodes 395 amino acids.